GCUUUUUUUCGCUUCUCUUGUUGAUCCAUGCAAUCCAUCACUGGCCUUUCCCGGCUCUCGUCGCGCGUCGCCUCUGCAGUGCGUAUGGGCGCUGCUCGCCAGCAAAGCCGAUCCUUCCACGCCAGCCGCGCCGCCCAUGCAGCUGGCUUCAACUUUUACCCCGACGUGGCCCCUGCUGAGCUCGGCGAAACCAAAAAGAUGAACUUGUACCAGGCCGUCAACGAUGCCAUGAACAUUACUCUUGCCACAGACCCGACAUCCGUUGUCUUUGGUGAAGACGUUGCUUUUGGCGGUGUCUUCCGUUGCACGCUGGAUCUGGCCAAGCGACAUGGCGCGGACCGUGUCUUCAACUCGCCCCUUUGCGAGCAAGGCAUUGUCGGCUUCGGCAUCGGCAUGGCCGCAGCAGGCGCGACCGCGAUCGCUGAGAUUCAGUUUGCGGAUUACAUCUUCCCGGCCUUUGAUCAGCUUGUGAACGAGGCUGCAAAGUACCGUUACCGCUCUGGUGAUCUCUUCAACGUCGGCAAGCUCACAGUUCGCGCACCCUGCGGCGCUGUCGGUCAUGGUGGCCACUAUCACUCCCAGAGCCCCGAGGCCUAUUUUGCACACACUCCUGGUCUCAAGGUGGUCGUGCCGCGCAGCCCUAUUCAAGCCAAGGGCUUGCUGCUUGCGGCCAUCCGUGACCAGAACCCCGUUGUGUUCUUUGAGCCCAAGAUCAUGUACCGAACGGCCGUCGAGCAAGUCCCCAUCGGUGAUUACACUCUUCCUCUAUCGCAGGCAGAGAUUGUCCAGGAGGGCUCAGACGUCACACUUGUCGGUUGGGGCACUCAGCUGCAUGUCCUUCGCGAGACGGCCAAGCUCGCCGAGGAGAAGCUCGGUGUCAAGUGCGAGGUCAUUGAUUUGCGAACAAUUAUGCCGUGGGACGUUGACACGAUCGAGAAGUCGGUCAACAAGACUGGCCGUCUUUUGAUUGCCCACGAGGCUCCCUUGUCAGGUGGCUUUGCAGGCGAGAUUGCCAGCACCAUUCAAGACCGCUGCUUCUUGCGGCUCGAGGCGCCUAUUCAACGCGUGUGCGGCUGGGACACUCCUUUCCCGCUCAUCUUUGAAAAGUUCUACAUGCCCGAUACUCUCCGUUGCUUCGAGGCAAUCAAGAAGAUGAUUAACUACUAAGGAGGCCUUCUCCGAUGCAUUGCUCUCCGAGAAUGUUUGGUUGUUGUUGUUGUGGUAUUAAAAACUCUGAAAACAAACCCAGUUUUUCGAUCC
Messenger RNA from Capsaspora owczarzaki ATCC 30864, 1260 nucleotides. RefSeq names its product branched chain keto acid dehydrogenase E1 beta polypeptide. The transcript has 7 exons. Gene Ontology annotation, biological process: branched-chain amino acid catabolic process; response to nutrient. Gene Ontology annotation, molecular function: catalytic activity. The record is from RefSeq and is a predicted model, not a curated record. Lineage: Eukaryota; Filasterea; Ministeriida; Capsasporidae. Bases 28 to 1167 code for a protein of 379 amino acids.